AUGAAGUGGGAGUCGUUUGAUGCCCUGAAUACCGUCCUGAUGACGUUCAAGGUCAAUCUUCAGCAGUUGGAAAAGUUGGGAGAAAACACUGAGAACUGGAUCACAAUUCUAGCAUUCAUGUUGUCGCAGAAGCUAGAUACAGCAACCCUUCGCCAAUGGGAAACUCAUCACAGUUCGAAGAACAUUCCUCAGUGUGAUGCUAUGACUGAUUUUCUGGAGAAACAUUGCGCAAUUCUGCAUUCUACGUCAUUGAAGCUAUCGGAUUCUGGUCCGAUUUUACGAAACACCGAACUGGGUUGGAUAGUUGCUGGAGAAAUACCUGAUAGUCUAGUCAUCACGCUUAGCGCUGUUACAGCCUCAGUCAGCACAGAAGAGAUUCACGAGCAGUUAGCACGCUUUUGGAAUUUGGAGUCAUGCCGAACGAAGAGCUGUCUCUCCGUCGAAGAAUCUACGUGUGAAUUGAUUUUCGAGCAGACGACAACGAGAGACGCUGAUGGAAAAUUUCGAGUGGUGCUGCUGAAGAAGCAGUUCAUGAUGAAACAUUUGGGAAAGUCAAAGGAGAUAGCAACCAAACGGUGCAUGGCCUUGGAGAGCCGUCUGACUGCAUAUCCAGAAAUGAAGGCUCUCUAUACUAAAUUUAUCCACGGGUAUUCUAUGAUGGGCCAUAUGCGAGAAGUACGUAAGGAGGAGGAAGAACUUAUAAACAGCUAUUAUUUGCCACACCAUGCAGUCAUCAAACCGGAUAGUACCACAACAAACCUCAGAGUUGUUUUUGACGCGUCAUGUGCUACAGAUUCUGGAGUUUCCCUGAACGACACACUGAUGGUAGGACCGGUGGUCCAAGACGAUUCGCUGUUAAUACUGCUUCAUUCCCGCCUCCAGAAGUACGCUAUAGUCAAUGACAUAGAGAAAAUGUAUCGAAUGAUCAACGUAGUCGAACAAGAUCGGCCAUUGCAAAGGAUUCUUCGGCGAGAGUCCGUUGAUCAGCCAAUUCGAACGUAUCAGUUGAGUACAGUGACUUACGGCACUUCGUUAGCGCCGUACUUAGCAACUCAAAGUCUGAAGAAGUGUGUCGAUGAAGGAGAACAGGCGUACCCUGCAGCAGCCCAGGUCGUAAAGCGCAAUUUCUAUGUCGAUGACAUGCUAACUGGUGCGAAAUCUGUCAAGGAAGGACAAAGCCUGUGUAGUGAUGUUUCGUCGUUACUCAGUUCUGCUGGCUUCAAUCUCCGGAAGUGGCACUCUAACCAGCCAGCAAUCUUGAAAGGUGAAGACCCUUGGACUAUUUUGGGAGCCAGCUACGGAUAA
Armigeres subalbatus is the source of this 1305-nucleotide messenger RNA. RefSeq lists its product as uncharacterized. The transcript is spliced from 2 exons. The record is from RefSeq and is a predicted model, not a curated record. NCBI's taxonomy places the organism in Eukaryota, Metazoa, Arthropoda, Insecta, Diptera, Culicidae. The coding region runs from base 1 to 1305 and encodes 434 amino acids.